CACUGCGUCGCUCAACAAGCAAGCAAGCAAGAAGCAAGCAACAGCUGUCACGAUGCCGCCCAUCCACUGCUUGGCUGUGUUUGAUGUGCGCAAGCUCAACGCAGCUGACCUGCGAAAGGUUGGCGAGGUAUACGGGCGCCUGUCAUCAUACGAGUGCAGGGGUCGCUACGGCUUUCUGAGGUAUGAGAACCCGCAGGAUGCGGAGCGAGUCCUUCGCGAGGUGAAGGAGACGACAUACCUCGGCAUGCGCCUACGAUUUGAGCCCGCCAACUCUCAAAAUGGAGAGUACCGGUACCGUCCAGACCCAUCACGCCGCGUCCCCUCAGCAACAACAACUACAACCGCGGCAGCGACAGCAGGCCUUGACCUUGACCCGCCUGCUGCCAAGAGCAGAUUAGACCGAGAGAGGAACAAGUACAUUGCUUCAUGAUUUCGCGGGCACACCGGCAAUCAUUAUCGUCAACACUUGCCUGCCUCUUUGUACUGUUGUAAUUGAAGCUUCGUCACCAAUGUCUGUGUGGGUGUGCUUGCGCUGUCUUGUCUGAAGUGCCAACACAACCGACCUCCCCUCUCUUUCCUUUUGUCUGUGCAGUCACGGACUAAGUGCCAUGUGUGUAUCUUUGCAACGUUGCACCCACGAGUACAACGCCAGGCACGCAGCAGACAGCCUCCUCAAGCCAGGCAGCACCGGUCCCCAAACAAAAG
Molecule: messenger RNA, 705 nt
Organism: Salpingoeca rosetta
Lineage: Eukaryota; Choanoflagellata; Craspedida; Salpingoecidae
Exons: 4
Coding region: 53-430 (125 amino acids)
Molecular function (GO): nucleic acid binding
Source: RefSeq, a predicted model, not a curated record